Molecule: messenger RNA, 2171 nt
Organism: Malus domestica (apple)
Lineage: Eukaryota; Viridiplantae; Streptophyta; Magnoliopsida; Rosales; Rosaceae
Source: RefSeq, a predicted model, not a curated record
AAACUUGGUUUGUAGGAAAUUACAUUAUUGCCCAUGAAAUUAUUUUGUGAUCGAAAACUAACUUGUCUUUUCAACUCUCUUUUGGUUUACAAGGACGGUUUUGUUAAUAGGUAGUUUAGAUGAAUGGACCAUUGAACAACAGAGCUGCCUUUCGUUUAUACAAAUCAAAGAAUAAGGAACAAUUAUUCUUUUUCCCCAUUAGGGUUUUAUUAGGGUUUACAUUGUACCGUAAUCCUUCUAGACUAGUACUAUAUAUAUUCUACAUUCCUCUGCAGCACUUUAUAGUUUCUAUUUAUAACUUAAAACUCCCGAAACAACUCGAACUUAACAAAUUAACCAACAAAUUGAAAACCAAAGAUGACAAAUUUAUUUACACAAAUGUUCUGUCGCACCCUCCCUGUUAUUUUCUGCCCCCCUCCUUUCUCAAACUCACACACAUUCAUUCAAACCAAAUCAAACACGUUGAAGAACUUACUCGACAUCGCAUGGAAGACGACACCGUGGUCGAUGAGGCCUUGUUAAACAGAUCGAAGAACAAGUUCCGACGCUGCGUCUCACACGCACGAGAUGAACUGCAUAGCUUUAGGUCAUACUUACGAUGGAUGUGCGUGGACCAAUCCAGUGUUUGGAGGGCAUGCCUUUCUUGGUUCAUGUUCAUCUUGUUCGGGAUUGUUGUCCCGGCCAUGUCCCAUUUUCUGUUCGGUUGUGCAGCCUGCGAUAGCAAGCACAAGAGGCCGUACGAUAGUGUGGUGCAAUUGUCAUUGAGCAGUGUUGCGAGCUUGUCCUUUGUUUGCCUCUCAAGGUUUGUCAAGAAGUUCGGAUUGCGAAGGUUCUUGUUUUUUGAUAAGCUUUAUGAUGAGAGCGAGACGGUAAGGAAGGGGUACACAGCACAGCUCAAUAGAUCAUUGCAACUUUUAUGCUUCUUUGUCAUUCCAAUCUUUGCCAUUGAAAGUGUGUACAAGAUAUGGUGGUACGCAUCUGAAGCCACACAAAUUCCUUUUCUGGGUAGUGUAUACGCGAGUGCCGCGGUAGUCUGCGUCAUGGAGUUGUGCUCGUGGCUCUACCGGACCACCAUGAUUUUCCUCGUCUGCGUUCUGUUCCGUCUGAUCUGCUACCUCCAAAUCCUACGGCUACAAGACUUUGCAACAAUGUUUGAAGUGGACUCUGAUGUUGGAUCAGUGUUGUCUGAGCACCUUAGGAUCAGAAGGCAUCUGAGGAUCAUAAGCCACAGGUGCCGUGCGUUCAUAUUAUGGUCUCUCAUUUUGGUCACAGGGAGCCAGUUUGCUUUGUUGCUCAUCACUACCAAGUCAAGCGCCAAGGAAAAUCUCGAUGUUUACAGAGCUGGUGAACUUGUGUUAUGCUCCAUAACAUUGGUUACCAGCCUCUUGAUCCUACUACGCAGCGCAACCAAAAUCACUCACAAGGCGCAGGCCGUCACAUGUCUCGCAGCCAAGUGGCACGUCUGCGCCACACUAGACUCGUUCGAUGCAGCGGCAGCUGAGAUUACCAGCGGCCGAGUGCUGGCUGAGGCCGUUGGUACUGAACGUGGAGAAUCAGACAGUGAGGAGGGUGAUGCCGAUGAAGAUGAAUUGGACAACACCAAGCUGAUCCCGUCAUAUGCAUAUAGUACCAUCUCUUUCCAAAAAAGACAAGCUCUCGUUACAUAUUUUGAGAAUAAUAGAGCGGGAAUCACAAUUUUUGGGUUUACACUGGACCGGACUACACUUCAUACCAUAUUUAUGCUGGAGUUAUCAUUGGUUCUCUGGUUAUUGGGAAAGACCGUCGGAAUUUCUUAACAGAAGGGUCCUACAUCAGACUGUCUUUGUGUUGCUAGGCCCAUGCCGGGAGAGGAAUUUUGCACUGCAAUUGGGGAUGUAUAUUCAUUCAAUUUUCUUUCUUUCGUUUUUCUCUUUUAUAAUUUUUAUGUUUCAUAGUUUGGAAUAUUUUUUUCUUGGUGAGCCUCUAUUUCCUUUAUCUAUUUAUUACUAUCAUUGUGUCCACAUAUUCACUAAAACUUCAGAGAAAUGCCGAACAAGGGAUUCCUCGGCCGGUGUACAAACGAUCUAGGCCUAUAUUCGGAGUUUUCGGCCGCUGGACGACGACCGCUUCUUGUUCUCACCCAACCGCUUCUUUAUUUUUUGUUGUUAUUUUGAAUUCUAUACUAAAGAAGA